AUGCGGGCCACUGCUCUCUUCACGGCCCUCGCCGCCGCGGCCCUCGCCACGGCCAGCCCGCGCAUCGCACACCUCCACUACCAGCCCAUCACCCCCUCGACAGCCGACGCCGCGGCGCCCCUCCCGCUCGCCGAGAUUCACUACGACGCCUCGACGCCGUCGUCCGCGACCGUCGCGUCCUACGAGGCGCCCGACCUGCCGGCGGACGCGGACCGCGUACGCAUCGGCGCCUGGGACGCCGCCGCCGGCGCCUGGCGGUCCGGCGUCUCGGUCACAAGCGCGGCGACGUUCGCCAAGGGCUACGCGCCGCACCUGCUGCUCAGUGUCGACGCUUCGGGCACGCUGCUCGGGGCCGGGGCGCGCGGCGUGCGCAUCGACGCCGGCGCCACGCGGGACUUUGGGCCCCAGGCUGUCGUCACGGUCGGCGGGGCUGGGGAGACCCCUACGGUCAACAAGCCGGUUGUGCUUGUGGAUGGGAGGAAGAAGGAGCCUGAGGCGGAGAAGACGCUGUUGCAGAAGUACUGGUGGGUGAUUGCGGGAGUUGUGCUGCUGACGCUCACGUCUGGGGAUAAAUGA
Messenger RNA from Verticillium alfalfae VaMs.102, 576 nucleotides. RefSeq lists its product as hypothetical. Lineage: Eukaryota; Fungi; Ascomycota; Sordariomycetes; Glomerellales; Plectosphaerellaceae. Bases 1 to 576 code for a protein of 191 amino acids. The record is from RefSeq and is a predicted model, not a curated record. The transcript has 2 exons.